Molecule: messenger RNA, 2514 nt
Organism: Rangifer tarandus platyrhynchus (Svalbard reindeer)
Lineage: Eukaryota; Metazoa; Chordata; Mammalia; Artiodactyla; Cervidae
Source: the annotation of a GenBank genome assembly
AUGUCGUCCUGGACCAGGUGGCAUGGGCCUGCCAUGGCGCGGCUCUGGGGCUUCUGCUGGCUGAUUGUGGGCUUCUGGAGGGCCGCUCUUGCCUGUCCCACAUCCUGCAAGUGCAGCGCCUCUCGGAUCUGGUGCGGCGAUCCUUCUCCUGGCAUCGUGGCAUUUCCGAGGCUGGAGUCUACCAGUGCAGAUCCCGAGAACAUCACCGAAAUUUACAUUGCAAAUCAGAAAAGAUUAGAAAUCAUCAACGAAGAUGAUCUUGAAGCUUAUGUGGGACUGAAAAACCUGACCAUUGUGGAUUCUGGAUUAAAGUCUGUGGCUCAUAAAGCAUUCCUGAAAAACAGCAACUUACAGCACAUCAAUUUUACCCGAAAUAAACUGACGAUUUUGUCUAGGAAACAUUUUCGUCACCUUGACUUGUCUGAGCUGAUCCUGGUGGGCAACCCAUUUACAUGCUCCUGUGACAUUAUGUGGAUCAAGACUCUUCAGGAGACUAGACCUAGUCCAGAAACUCAGGAUUUGUACUGUCUGGAUGAAAACAGCAAGAAUAUUUCGCUGGCAAACCUGCAGAUACCCCAUUGUGGUUUGCCAUCAGCAAAUUUGGCCGCGCCUAACCUCACUGUGGAGGAGGGAAAGUCUAUCACAUUAUCUUGUACUGUUGCAGGUGACCCAGUUCCCAAUUUGUACUGGGAUGUCGGUAAUCUGGUUUCCAAGCACAUGAAUGAAACAAGCCACACACAGGGAUCAUUAAGGAUAACUAACAUUUCAUCUGAUGACAGUGGAAAGCAAAUCUCUUGUGUGGCAGAAAAUCUUGUAGGAGAAGAUCAAGAUUCUGUCAACCUCACUGUACAUUUUGCUCCAACUAUCACAUUUCUCGAAUCUCCAACCUCAGACCACCACUGGUGCAUUCCAUUCACUGUGAAAGGCAAUCCCAAGCCAGCGCUUCAGUGGUUCUAUAACGGGGCAAUUUUGAAUGAGUCCAAAUACAUCUGUACUAAAAUCCAUGUUACCAAUCAUACGGAGUACCACGGCUGCCUCCAGCUGGAUAACCCCACUCACAUGAACAAUGGGGACUACAAGUUAGUAGCCAAGAAUGAAUAUGGGAAGGAUGAGAAACAGAUUUCUGCUCACUUCAUGGGCUGGCCUGGAAUCGAUGAUGGUGCAAACCCAAAUUAUCCUGAUGUAAUUUAUGAAGAUUACGGGACCGCAGCAAAUGACAUUGGGGACACCACGAACAAAAGUAAUGGAACCCUUCCCACAGGUGUUGUUGACACGGGUCGGGAACACCUCUCGGUCUAUGCUGUGGUGGUAAUUGCAUCUGUAGUGGGAUUUUGUCUACUGGUAAUGCUAUUUCUGCUGAAGUUGGCAAGACACUCCAAGUUUGGCAUGAAAGAUUUCUCAUGGUUUGGAUUUGGGAAAGUAAAAUCAAGACAAGGUGUUGGCCCAGCUUCAGUUAUCAGCAAUGAUGAUGACUCUGCCAGCCCCCUCCAUCACAUCUCCAAUGGGAGUAACACCCCGUCGUCUUCAGAGGGCGGCCCUGAUGCUGUCAUUAUUGGAAUGACCAAGAUUCCUGUCAUUGAAAAUCCCCAGUACUUUGGCAUUACCAACAGUCAGCUCAAGCCAGACACAUUUGUUCAGCACAUCAAGCGACACAACAUUGUCUUGAAAAGGGAGCUAGGUGAAGGAGCCUUUGGAAAAGUUUUCCUCGCAGAAUGCUAUAACCUCUGUCCUGAGCAGGACAAGAUCUUGGUGGCCGUGAAGACUCUGAAGGAUGCCAGCGACAAUGCACGCAAGGACUUCCACCGCGAGGCCGAGCUGCUGACCAACCUCCAGCAUGAGCACAUUGUCAAGUUCUAUGGUGUCUGCGUGGAGGGCGACCCGCUCAUAAUGGUCUUCGAGUACAUGAAGCACGGGGACCUCAACAAAUUCCUCAGGGCGCACGGACCAGAUGCCGUGCUGAUGGCCGAGGGCAACCCGCCGACGGAGCUGACGCAAUCGCAGAUGCUGCACAUCGCCCAGCAGAUCGCUGCAGGCAUGGUCUACCUGGCGUCGCAGCACUUCGUGCACCGGGACCUGGCCACCCGGAACUGCCUGGUGGGUGAGAACCUCCUAGUGAAGAUCGGGGACUUCGGCAUGUCCCGGGACGUGUACAGCACUGACUACUACAGGGUCGGCGGCCACACGAUGCUGCCCAUCCGCUGGAUGCCCCCGGAGAGCAUCAUGUACAGGAAGUUCACCACCGAAAGUGACGUCUGGAGCCUGGGGGUCGUGUUGUGGGAGAUCUUCACGUACGGGAAACAGCCCUGGUACCAGCUGUCGAACAACGAGGUGAUAGAGUGCAUCACUCAAGGCCGCGUCCUGCAGCGACCUCGAACGUGCCCCCAGGAAGUCUACGAGCUGAUGCUGGGGUGCUGGCAGCGAGAGCCCCAUAUGCGGAAGAACAUCAAGGGCAUCCACACCCUCCUUCAGAACUUGGCCAAGGCAUCUCCAGUCUACCUGGAUAUUCUAGGGUAG